UCGUCUUUGCCGGCUAAAAUAAAACUUGUAGAUAAAGUAGAAUGCCUAAUUUUUCCGUCAGAGCCCAUCGUAAAUACUGCCGUAUAUGGAUACUGCAACUGCAGCGCUUUUUUUGAAGGAACAUUGAUCCAACAGUGUCGUUUCCUGGAAACCUAACAACAUGGGACCGCUUACAACAGUAAGACCAUCGAACAAACAAUGCAAUUUGUCAGUUUCAUCUAAUAAUUAUUAUUUGGCUGUUCGGCACCAUUUGAAAACAUUAAAAUUCAUGACCAAAGAGAAGGAAAAUAGUAGUGAGCAAAACUCCGAUUUUAUAUUAAAUGGCGGCAAGAUCAAUCUUGAACGAAGGCCGUGCAGUAAGUUAGCCACAGCAAGCUCCAAGUACUCUCUACUGACAAAAUGCUUCUCGAGGCCGGUGUCCGCCCUCCCUGCAUUGAACUGGAACGACCAGAAAGAUUCCGAUAUUUUUGAUAGAAGACCGUUUUCCGCCGGAUAUCGUCGACGGAAAACUAGUGACGAUGAAAAUAUCACUCAGCAAAGCAGCUUUGAGGAUUUAACGGAUAUACGUAACAUUAGACAGACACCCGUCAUCAGUAUAUCAAUGAAAAUUAACUUUGUAGACGCGCUUCCGUCAACAGAACUGUUCAAAAAUAUGUUAUCCGAACCGAUCAAGAGCUGGAGGGGUGCGAGACCUGGGAAUUCGUUGGUAACAACCAGCAGUUCAGGGGAAUCCAGUGAUACCGAUGUAGUUGAAAGUAAAUCGCACGCUGAAACGACUUUCAAUCCAAAUAUGCUUCAACAUGUCGAACCAGUUGAUCUUCCGCAUGAUAUAAAUGAAGAGGUAUGUGAUUAUGGUGAGCGUAUCCAUCAAAAUCUUUCGGAUAUGGAACCUGGAAUCGCUACGAAACCGCCGUUACCCAAAUCAUCCAGAACAACGGCAAUGUACAGCAACGAAGUAAUAGAAAACGUUGGAUCGUUUCUAGGAAACAGGCGUGACUAUUUUCAUGACGCGGACAACGGAGUGAUCGAAAACGAAGAUUUUGAUGUUAAAAGCGCAACAAACAGAUCGACACUGGCACAAAAUCAAUACCACUGGAGAAAUAGUCAAGCAAUUUCCGAGGAGGUGCAAAAGAAGGAGAGCGAAACCGACAAGCAUAUUCAGAACCUCAAAGACCAGAGUAUCGCUAAGGGGAAUUUCACCGACAACACAAAAAUCGCCGACAAAUGGAGGGAGCGAGCAUCGGAUGACACGUCUAAUAUGGCGGAGCUAAAUUUGGGAUCGUUUUUCAAAGAUGAAACGGAUGUCAAGUUCGAUAAGUUUUUUGAACCGGAAACUACGUUUUAUGACAAUAUUCCGAAGAACAAAGUCAAAGGAAAGUCUACAAGAACGCCAGUCCCAUUUUCGAAGAGCAAACCGAAGAUCAGUCAAGACAAGAAAGUAUCGAAAACAAGUUUUGUUUCGAGGCAAAUCAAAGGUGGAAAGGAGUGUCGAGAUGUGACCAAAGCCGAAAAGGAUAUCGAUUCGUGGAUGACGAACGACUGUCGUGCAGUAGGAACGAAGAAAAAGACAAACUAUUCGGAUUUGCUUAGCAAUAUCGGAGAAUUUGAAACGGAUGGGCAGGAACAGAUUUCUAGGAGUGGAACUGGAGAGAACGCGGUGGUUGAUAAAACUAGUAAUUCCGGUAGUUUUGAGGAUAUCGUGUCUAUUUUAGAAGCUCUUCAAAACGAAGAUAAGAGAUCACACAUGAAAAUAGCAUCAGUGAAGAAAAUAAUCGAUCACAGUUUAAACCAAUACGAUUUGGAACUAAAGACGCACAAAAUUAAAUCGCAUACUCAGAAAGAUUUUGAAAGCGUCGAUUCGGACGGCGAAAUUUUGAUAGAUGUCCAAAAAAAGGACUCCAAUGAGCGAAACGUCUCUUUCUCGCCUGUCGUUUCUCAACGGAACUAUGUGGACAUGGACGUGGAAACCGAUAACCACUCGCAUAAUAGUCCUCUGAUAGAUUUCGAGUCAUCCAAUAUCUUGCUCUCGAAGAGCGUGCCUUUGAAGGGUCAAGACAUGAAUUAUAAAGAACUGAUGUCAUUCUUAGACGAUAUGGAUGAAAAAUGUGCCAAAUCGUUGUCGCAAGCUAGAGAAAAUGCUGUGUUCGCACACCAGAUGUUAAAGACUUCUACGGAUUUAAACUGCAUCCCACGAAUGGAAGACCUGCAAGUUCUUAAUAAAGACGAACUGUGUCACCAACUAGUAGACAUAAGUUUAAGACUGAAGGACCGAAAUUCUUCCGUAAAUUUACUUCAAAACGAAUUAUCAUCUUUACGAGAAGAAGUCAUGAAACAAAAUAGACAAAUGGAAUCGUUGGUCAAACAGAAACUGAAGCAACAAAAGGAAGAAUACGAGAACGUGGUGAAGAGGCAUCAAAGGUUUAUCGAUCAACUCAUCGCCGAUAAGAAAGGUUUGAACCAGCAGUGUGAAAAUUUAACGCAGGAAAUGAAAGUAUUGGAAGAUCGCCACCAUUCCAAUACCAGAGCGCUAGAACAUAAACACCAGCUCGAAAUAAAAAAAUUAAAAGAUAUGCAUGCGGCUGGUGAGAAGAUACGCAGGGAGCGAUGGAUCGAGGGAAGAACGCAGAAAAUUAAACAACUGACCGUCAAAAGUAUUGAACCAGAAAUAAACAACAUGGAAAGGAGACACGAGCAGGAAUUGGCCGACCUGAGAUCGGUUCAUAAAAGGGAAAUUGAAGAUUUAGAACUUAAAAUGGCGAGGAAGAUGCAACAGCAAUGCGAAUCCCUUCGGGAGCAAUUAGUGAACGAAAGGGAAAAAGCGUUGACUCACGAAAGGGACGUUAUGAGGCAAAGGUAUGAAAAGAUGGUAGAAUCUGAAGAACAGAGCUAUCAGGAACAAAAAAGAAAGCUUCAAAACGAAUACGCCAACCGAACAAAAGAGUGCGAAGAAAGAGAAACAGCUGCACAGCUGGACAAGGAGAGAGCGAUUAAACAACUGCAAAAAGAACUCGAAGAUAAGCUCCAAAUGAUAAUAAGGAGGCACCAUACUGAAUUGAAAUUGGUGCGUGAAUCCUCGCAGAUGGAGUUCCAGUCAUGGCAGACUAAUUUUAUGAAGCAGCAAACAUCUGCGCUACUAGAGAAAGAAAAUAUUAUCAAAGAAGAAUAUAGGAGAGAAAAAGAAAAGGAGGUGGAAGCUCUUAUGCGCAGAGUGGAAAGUGAUAAUGGGGACUUUCGGGCGCAAAUCGAAGAAAGCAUGGAGAAUAGGAUUAGAAGGGCCAGAGAAAAGUACGAGAAAGAAAUAAAGGACUUGGAAAUCUCUGAAAAAGAAUCUAACGAUAAGUUUAUUGAAGCGAAGAAACAAGUUUUGGAAUCAGAAGAGACUAUAAUUGGUUUAAAAGCAGCUAUUAAACAACUAGAAAAUCAGAACAGUGGUUACAAAGAGACAUUGGAAAAAAUGCAAGAGGAACGAAAGUCGUUGAAGUCCGCGGUGAGAGAGGAAAUGAAAGAGGAAAUGGAGGGACUGCAGCUAGAGCUCGCUCACUUGAAAAACAAUCGGGAGAAAGAAUUACAACAACUCUAUUCAAGGAUCAAAGUCUCCGUAGCCAGAAAGGAUGACAUCUUGAGUGAGUUGCAAGUGGAGCACAAAGCAUUACAAGAAAAGUGCAUUUAUUUGGAAAACAUGCUCGAACAACAAAGGAAGGAGUAUUUAAUUAAGUAAAUGUUUGUAAGCCUUGCAUACUUGUACAUUUUCUUAUAUUUUUAUAAAGCGACAUGAUAUUCGUA
Molecule: messenger RNA, 3783 nt
Organism: Cylas formicarius (sweet potato weevil)
Lineage: Eukaryota; Metazoa; Arthropoda; Insecta; Coleoptera; Brentidae
Gene: dila
Product: centrosomal protein of 131 kDa
Exons: 14
Coding region: 161-3718 (1185 amino acids)
Biological process (GO): regulation of centrosome duplication; intraciliary transport involved in cilium assembly; cilium assembly
Cellular component (GO): centriolar satellite
Source: RefSeq, a predicted model, not a curated record